This is a messenger RNA of Syngnathoides biaculeatus (alligator pipefish), 2101 nucleotides long. RefSeq names its product crystallin, mu (gene crym). Lineage: Eukaryota; Metazoa; Chordata; Actinopteri; Syngnathiformes; Syngnathidae. Gene Ontology annotation, biological process: thyroid hormone metabolic process. The record is from RefSeq and is a predicted model, not a curated record. Gene Ontology annotation, cellular component: cytoplasm. The coding region runs from base 494 to 1441 and encodes 315 amino acids. The transcript is spliced from 8 exons. Gene Ontology annotation, molecular function: thyroid hormone binding.
UGCUCUUUUAAACAAAGUUUAUGUGGUUCAAAAUAUUUUCCCACAAAAUGUGAGUAGUCAACACUAAAAAUGCAAGGUUUGUUUUUAACAUUUUUAAAGCUAGGUAUAUUUUAUUACUAGGUAUAUAUUAUUACAUAUACCUUGCUGGUGUGAGAAUUUAUAUCUUGAUUUUCAAAAUAAUUACAAAUUAUAUACUUUAUUCAAGAGAACAGCUUCGUAGAAAGAAUUUUGUUAUUACUAUGUUAUAACUACCCCCCCCCCCACAAGUAUCCAGGUUUUGUUGGCCACCAGAACUUUUUAAAGCAUGUCAUCAUUGACAGCGUGCAUGAGCCGUAAUUUGCAAUCCACGAGGUUUCCGUUCAAAUCCAGUGUUCAUAAAACGGUUGCGUUCUUGAACGCAGCUCGGAUUUGACUCUUGGAGUUUGACCGGGACCGCAAAGAGAACGCGAGCCAUUCCCACGCACCUGAAUCCAAGACUUCCUGCACUGCGAGCAUGGCGGAACCUCCGAUUAUCAUCUCGGACCAUCAAGUUGCUCGUUUGUUACCUCGCGGAGAGCUCAUCCUUCGUCUGGAGGAAGCUUUGGCCACAUUUUCACGCAGGGACAACUCGGAGGUGAUCCAACCAGUGAGGUCGACUCUCCCUCUGCAAAAACAUAACGGGUUCAUGUAUACGAUGCCGACGUACAUGGAAAACAAAGGCGUCUUUUGCACAAAAUUUGUGGCCCUCUACAAUCGGGAGAAAGCUUCGGCGUUGCCCUCGGUCCAAGCCACGGUGGUGCUGCUGGACCCCGAGAGUGGAAGGAUGAAGGCCGUGAUGGAGGGAAACGCCAUCACGUGCGUGAGGACGGCCGCCGUCUCGGCCAUCUCUGCAAAGCUGCUGAUGCCUCCCCGAGCAGAGGUGCUGGCCAUCCUGGGAACAGGACGACAGGCCCUGAGCCAUUACGACAUCUUCACUCAAAUGUUUUCCUUUAAAGAGGUGCGCGUGUGGGGCCGCACAAGACAAGGGAUGGACCGGUUUCAGGGAUCUGUCAAGGGUCCCAUGACCCGCUGCGAGUCCGCGGAGGCGGCAGUGACGGGAGCUGACGUCAUAGUGACGGUUACCUCAAGUUUGGAACCCGUGCUCUUCGGGAAGUGGGUCAAACCGGGAGCCCACGUGGCAGCGGUGGGAGCUUGCGGGCCGGACUGGCGAGAGCUGGACGACGUCCUGAUGAAGGAGGCGGCGGUUUACGUCGACAGCAGGGAGGGCGCCACGGCCGAGUCCGGCGACGUCAUCCUCUCCAAGGUGGAAAUAUUUGCAGAGCUGGGAGAAGUCAUCGCUGGACGGAAAGCUGCGCUUAGAGAGAAGACGACGGUGUUUAAAUCCCUUGGAAUGGGGGUUGAAGAUGCAGUGAGUGCCAAGCUGGUGUUUGACCAGUGGGAGGCAACCAACAACCAACCAUGAAGCAAUUUACACACACACACAUAUAUAUAUAUAUAUAUAUCUCCAUUUUCUUCGCCGCUUAUCCUCAUGAUGGGUCGCGGGCAGUGCCUAUCCCGGCUGUCAACGGGCAGGAGGCAGGGUACACCCUUUACGGGUUGCCAGACAAUUGCAGGGCACAUGGAGACAGACGCAGACACGAUCACACCUAUGGGCAAUUUAGAGUGUCGAAUUAAUGUUGCAUGUUUUUUUGGGGAUGUGGGAGAAAACCGGAGUGCUUGGACAGAACCCGCCUCACAGUUCUGAGGUCCUGGGUUCCGCCCGUGUGGAGUUUGGAUGUCUGCGUGGGUUUUCUCCGGGCAAAUUGCCCCGAGGUGUGAUUGUGAGUGUGACUGUUGUCUGUCUCCAUGUACCCUGCGAUUGGCUGGCAACCCGUUCAGGGUGUACCCCGCCUGCUGCCCGUUGACAGCAGGGAUAGGCUUCGGCACUACCCGCGACCGUCGUGAGGAUAAGCGGCAAAGGAAAUGGAUGGACAUAUAUGCUUACCACAGAUCCUUCCUUGUUCCUUGUAUCACUUUGCUCUGAGUCAAAUCAAGAUGGCUGGGGGUGGGUGGGACAGCUGCAUGAAUCUUAAAUGAAUACAUGAAUGAACAUAAUUGUAAGCAAACAUAAUAAAAUUGCAUG